CAAAGAACUACCGUUGUCUCCGCCUCAACAAUGUUGCACACACCCGGUUCUCACAAGUCACAAACCCUCAACUUUCUCCUCUGUUUCUCAUCCUGAAAAUUUAAUUUGAUUCCAGCAAGCUUAUGGAUUCAUCAUCCUCAAUAAACCCACCUUAAUUAUCCAAACAAACUCUCAAAAUUUUCUCUCUCCAAAAUUUUUGAGCAAGAUGAAUGCCUCAAUCAAAUCAGCCCUUAAAAACCCACAAUCGAGCUUCUUUCAUAUCAAGUCUGCGUUUUUCCAUUCCACCACAGUUUUGGAGCGAGGCCGCCGCAAUCCCUGGACUGCUAGAUACAAUAAUACUAAUAGCAGUAAUUAUAGAAGGUCAGGUCAUAGAAGGAAUCAUUUCAAGCAAAAUCUAAUGCGGAAUGCGAAUGCCUAUGUUGAACACCUGUUUGAGGGCUGGCAAUCUGAUUUUGACCAAGAUGACCAGCCAUCUAGUAAGGGUCCUUCCUGGUUCAGGAAACCUCAUAAUGGAUCAGGAAGGUAUUCAUCUUAUACUCAGGGACGUCAAAAGGAAGGAAGAAGAGGACACAGUUUUGUUGAAGAUGAUGAUGACGUUGAGAGCAUCUUUCGAUCAGCAUUUGGUGAUCGGUUUUUCUUCUGGUCAUUUGUAAAUGAAGAUUAUCCUAAUAGGAAGAACUCAUCACAAUAUUCUAAUAGUUACAAAACCUCUUGGAAACGGAGACAGCGGAUUAAAGAUGAAGAAGAAUAUGAGUACAUUUCAGAUGAUGACACGAAUAAAUCAGUUCUAGCUUCAGAGAGGAUAGCUCUUGGGUUGAGUGCUUCUGGUCCCCUAAAACUUGAUGAUGUGAAAAAUGCGUACCGAUCUUGUGCCUUAAAAUGGCAUCCCGACCGUCACCUGGGAUCCUCUAAAGCUGCUGCAGAGGAGAAGUUCAAGCUUUGUACUGCAGCAUAUCAAUCUUUGUGUGAUAGAUUGGCUAUGAAUUAAAUUAAAAUUCAUCACAUUCAUAACUCAUAACUCAUCUAGCUUGUACCAAUUUCAAGACCUCUGAAGAUUAACUAAGCAAUGUUCUAUAAUUUGGUUGCAAUUACCAGUUUGUGGUCCGGCGAUAAUUUGGUUAUUUCUGGGGAAAAGCCUCCAUCGAGGUUGAAAUCCUGCCGGUUCAGCACUCCCCUCCCCAAUCUUUCGUAAAGAUCAUCGAGGCUGGAUGGGUCUUGAUUGUGAUCAGACUAGAAGUUUAACCCAGAGUAGAAGUUUCAACCAUGUUGAAAUCAGCAAUUUUGACCCCUUACAUCAUUCUCGUGUACAUUUACUUUAACCGUUGGAACGUUGGCGCUUUUCUUUGGCAGAUGUAGUGUAGAAUGUGAAAACUUGUGUCUCAAUGUGAGGCUAAUACAUUUGCUGCUGGGAAAUUCUUCCCUUGCAACAAAAAUAAAUAAGGUUGCUGUUUACA
This is a messenger RNA of Spinacia oleracea (spinach), 1454 nucleotides long. RefSeq lists its product as uncharacterized. Bases 206 to 988 code for a protein of 260 amino acids. The record is from RefSeq and is a predicted model, not a curated record. The transcript is spliced from 6 exons. Lineage: Eukaryota; Viridiplantae; Streptophyta; Magnoliopsida; Caryophyllales; Amaranthaceae.